AUGGCGCAGCGGCGCAAGGUUCGAACGGAGCUGACGGAGGAGCAAAUGCAGGAGAUCCGAGAGGUCUUCGAGACCUUCGACUCCGAUGGCAGCGGGGCCAUCGACGUCAGCGAGAUGAGAUACGCUAUGAACAUUCUCAUGCCCGAGGUCAAGAACUCGCUCGAAGACAUCGAGCAAAUCAUGGACAAACUUGACUCAAGCGGGAAUAAAGAGAUCGAAUUCUCCGAAUUUCUUGCUUUCAUGAGACCCAAGAUCUUGGAACAGGAUAACAGCAAGAUGGUUGACGAGCAAUUCGAAAAUUUCGCAGAUUCUUGCUUGGAGCAUCGUAAUGCAGAGGAAUGCAAUCAUCAACCUGAAGACUGCAAGAAAGUCAUCACGUGGCUUGGUCUGAAGAACAUCUCGGAAGUGAUUCAGGCAGGAUGUACAGACUUGGAGCUCAAGGAAAUCAUCCGAUACUGCUCGGAGUCGGAAGAUGAGAACGCGCAAUACCUUACUCGCGACCAGUUCAAGAGCAUCUGCAAGUACAUGCAGCUGUACUAG
Messenger RNA from Guillardia theta CCMP2712, 540 nucleotides. RefSeq lists its product as hypothetical. The transcript is spliced from 5 exons. The record is from RefSeq and is a predicted model, not a curated record. Lineage: Eukaryota; Cryptophyceae; Pyrenomonadales; Geminigeraceae. The coding region runs from base 1 to 540 and encodes 179 amino acids. Gene Ontology annotation, molecular function: calcium ion binding.